Messenger RNA from Cuscuta epithymum, 1450 nucleotides. NCBI's taxonomy places the organism in Eukaryota, Viridiplantae, Streptophyta, Magnoliopsida, Solanales, Convolvulaceae. The record is from the annotation of a GenBank genome assembly.
UAUUUGAUAUAGUAGGAGAGUGUAUUUGACCCUUUUUCCUUUAUUUUUUAUAGUGGGGUCACAUGGAGUCAUAUGGUUCUUUAAAUUUUUGCUAUAUCCACUCUUGGGAUUUAAAAAAACUGGUUCUUCUCUGAUAACCUGCACUUCCGUUCACAGAAGAUACUCCUAUUUCAAGAAUAAGCCCCACAGAAAUGGCACUGAAUUCAGUCUCUUUAAUGAUACCUAUAAAAUCCAAGGAUAUCUCUUCUUCGUCUUCUUCUCUACUUAAGCCUCCUGUCGUUGCCUUUCAAUCUCCUUCGAGCAUUUCUCCGCUUGGUUUGGCUGUGGGGAAAGAGCCAAAGAUUUGGAGAGCAAUUGUCUCAACUGCAUUGGCAGCUGCAGUGAUCACAUUGGGCCCCAAUGAGAUGUCUGCCAUGGCUGAUCUCAACAAGUUUGAAGCUGCACAACGUGGGGAAUUCGGGAUAGGAUCAGCCGCGCAAUUUGGUUCUGCAGACCUCAGAAAAGCUGUUCACGUGAAAGAGAAUUUCAGGAGAGCAAAUUUCACAGCUGCUGACAUGAGAGAGUCAGAUUUUACCGGAUCAACAUUCAAUGGGGCAUAUCUGGAGAAAGCAGUUGCUUACAAAGCUAAUUUCACAGGUGCGGAUUUGAGUGACACAUUGAUGGAUCGCAUGGUUCUGAAUGAGGCCAAUCUCACAAAUGCUGUACUUGUUCGAUCAGUUCUUACUAGGAGUGACUUGGCAGGUGCCAUAAUUCAAGGGGCUGAUUUUAGUGAUUCAGUUAUUGACCUCCCGCAAAAGCAGGCUCUUUGUAGGUAUGCAAGUGGGACAAAUCCGGUGACAGGGGUUAGCACCAGAAAAAGUCUUGGUUGUGGCAAUGGCCGAAGAAAUGCUUAUGGCAGCCCAUCUUCCCCUUUGCUAAGUGCUCCCCCGCCCAAACUGCUUGAUCGCGAUGGAUUUUGUGAUGAAGGCACUGGACUUUGCAACUCCAAGUAACUGAUCUCAAAUUGUAAACAAAAGUUCUGUAAAUUUUGCAUAGCUUUUCACCACAACUAUGCAAGUAUGGUUCAUCUCCAUGACUACUACAGAGAUCUCCAUGUGAGAAAGAGACAUGAUCCUUGGACCAAAAUGCUCAUCACUUAUUAUUUGGUUAUCUUAGACAAUCAUUUUGAUCAUCUGCUUUCUUUGUUUUUUUUCACCAUGUGAUGAAGGCACUGGACUUUGCAACUCCAAGUAAAUGUUCUCAAACUGUAAACAAAAGUUCUGUAAAUUUUGCAUAGCUUUUCACCAUAACUAUGCAAGUAUGGUUCAUCUCCAUUACUACUACAGAGAUCUCCAAGUGAGAAAGAGACAUGAUCCUUGGAUCAAAAUGCUCAUCACUUAUUAUUUGGUUAUCUUAGACAAUCAUUUUGAUAAUCUGCUUUCUUUGUUUUUGCUUUUCACCAUAAAACAAU